CAAAUCAGCUUUAACCUCACCAAAAUUGUGUUCCCUAAAUCCUUGGUUUAUUUGCCAUCUCGUUUUGGGGCAGCAAGACAAGCCAUUUUUGUAUUAUCCAAAAGCUCAACAUCAUUCUUUGCGACGAUGAACCGGCCAAAUCGGCCUCGAAAUCGGCAACCUCGCCCCCCACGUCAACAGCAGAAUAACCAACGAGGAGGCUCAUCACGGCCAUCUCGCGCACCUGCAACACCACAGCAAGCAUCAGGCACAAUCCCAACAAUACAACAAGUCAUCCCUGGAGCUUCAGUAUUCAUCAUUCUGAAAGAAGACCAGCCCACAGGAGAAGAGACAAAAGGAAUAGUGCAGGAUAUCCUCACGCGGGGCAAUCAUCCACGAGGUAUCAAAGUGCGACUACAGGAUGGUCAGGUGGGCCGAGUACAGAGAAUGGGCAACACUACUGCAGCAACGGGAGAGACAGGAAGUCAAACGCAGUCAACAAGAUUUACUAUGCGAUACACGGAUGUGAGGCGAGACGACGAGUUUGCUACUGGGCUUCCACCAAGGAGUUUGGCAGAUUUCAUACCGGAUUUUGAUGAGGGUUUAGGGAGUGCGCCGAGCGCUGUUGUUGAGACGGUCAAGUGCCCGUUUUGUGAAGGGUUUGAAGGAGAUGAGGCUGCUGUCACACAUCAUAUUGAUCGCGAACAUAUAUCGUAGUUGGAUGUUUGAGCUUGGGCGAAUAAAGUCUGAACUGGUGUUUGAAUAUGGAUUGGCACAUAUCAAGCGGAUGAGGAUAUGGUUUGCCUGGAUAAGAAAUUGUGUACCUUGAAAUAGUGUCUUAGGAUUCAGGUUAAAUAAAUAGCAUGUAAUUUACUAACUAUGAUCUGGA
This is a messenger RNA of Fusarium oxysporum Fo47, 868 nucleotides long. Its product is annotated as YwbE family protein. NCBI's taxonomy places the organism in Eukaryota, Fungi, Ascomycota, Sordariomycetes, Hypocreales, Nectriaceae. The transcript has a single exon. Bases 127 to 696 code for a protein of 189 amino acids. The record is from RefSeq and is a predicted model, not a curated record.